AUGUCGUCACCAACAAAACGAGUUGCUGUAAUUGGAGCUGGUGUCAGCGGAUUGGUAUCCAUCAAAUGUUGCAAUGAUGAAGGACUCGGUCCAGUUUGUUUUGAACAAAGUGAAGAAAUCGCUGGUAUUUGGAACUAUCAUGACAACCCACGUGAGGGUGAUGGCGCUGCACUAUACGAAAACUUGGUGACAAAUACCAGUAAAAACAUGAUGUGUUUUAGUGACUUCCCCUUUUCCAGAGAAGCGCCACCCUACCUCAGACAUCAUCUGGUACUCAGAUACUAUCAACAAUAUGCUGAACACUUCGGACUUUAUAAAUUCAUCAAGUUUAACACCAAAGUAUUAAAGAUCAAGCCAGUGGCAAACUUUUCCCAGACUGGUCAAUGGGAGGUAUAUGUAAAGACUAAUGGGCAGUCAGAACGAAAGGAAGUAUAUGAUGCUGUGAUGUGUUGUACUGGAUUAAACAGCUCCCCCUAUAUGCCAGAAAUAGAAGGAAUGGAUUUAUUUGAAGGAUCCGUGUUGCACAGCAAUAGAUUCAGAAGGGAUUCAGAUUUUCGAGAAAAAACUGUUGUAGUUGUUGGCGAUGCAUAUUCAGCCGGAGAUGUUGCCGUAGAGACCAGUAGAUGUGCUAAGCAGGUGUAUAUUUCCAUGCGGGAUGGAACGUUUGUUAUCCGACGCAUGGGUAGCAAGGCUAUUCCAAUUCACGAACGUACACACAAACGUGUAAUGAAAUUACUUCCUGUGGCAGUGAGAAAUUAUGCAUUGGAGACAUUAGUGCUUUCCGAGCUGAAUCACACAAGAAUGGGAUUGAAAUCUAGUAAACCAAUGUACAAACAUCGAGUAAUGAUCAAUGAUGAGAUUGCCAAUCGUAUAUUCUGUGGUGCCGUGGAGUGUAAACCUGUCAUACAACAAUUGAAUAAAAGAAGUGUGAAGUUUGUGGACGGCACGGUAGUGGAUGACGUAGACGCCGUUAUAUGUGCAACUGGUUACAAUGCAACAUUUCCAUACUUGGAUAACGAUGUUCUUGCAGGUUAA
This is a messenger RNA of Saccoglossus kowalevskii, 1035 nucleotides long. Its product is annotated as flavin-containing monooxygenase 5 pseudogene. The record is from RefSeq and is a predicted model, not a curated record. NCBI's taxonomy places the organism in Eukaryota, Metazoa, Hemichordata, Enteropneusta, Harrimaniidae.